This is a messenger RNA of Plasmodium vivax (malaria parasite P. vivax), 1701 nucleotides long. RefSeq lists its product as hypothetical. The transcript has 3 exons. Lineage: Eukaryota; Apicomplexa; Aconoidasida; Haemosporida; Plasmodiidae. Bases 1 to 1278 code for a protein of 425 amino acids. The record is from RefSeq and is a predicted model, not a curated record. Gene Ontology annotation, biological process: endoplasmic reticulum calcium ion homeostasis. Gene Ontology annotation, cellular component: endoplasmic reticulum. Gene Ontology annotation, molecular function: calcium ion binding.
AUGCGCAAAUUCAGGACAGUCAUUUUGUUCCUCGUUAUUUACCUCUCGUUUUACCUGACCCGUUCAUACAAUGACAACUUCGACGAUAUCGUAAUUGUGGACGAGUCGGAGGAGGACCGGAUGAAAAGUGCUGGAGGUGCAGAGAAAGGUGCAAAGAAAGGGUUAGAUACAGAGGCCGCGUCAGAGGCAGAGAGCGAGGCCGAGCCGGAUGCCGAGUCGGAUGCCGAGAGCGACGCCCAACAGCUGAUACACUCCUGGGCGGGCGACAACGAAAACCUGCUGUACCUCAAAAUAGGGAUUUUCCUGUGCCUACUGGUAGUGACCAUCGCGAACGGAGUGGUGGGCAGAAAGACGAACAGAACGAUCGCCCUCUACUGGCUGAGAUCAUGCAAAGAUAUUUUCCUCCAAAAUUUUGCCAAAUUGGGAAAUGAAAAAUCUUUUUUAUUUGAAAAGUCAUAUGACAAGUUUGAGUUUUACUGUACAGGUAGGAAGCACUGCAAUUACUAUUUCGUUAAUUUAAAUUUAUGCAAAAGGCAAUGUCUCUGGAGGUAUUACCUGCUUAGCCAUUUUGUGAAAGAGAACGACAGCAUGAGUGUAGCCAUUCAUUUUGAUAAGCUAGAUAAGGGGGUUCUGUGUGUAUUUAAAAAGCACCAGAAGAAGUACAUCGAUUGCCGCUUCCCCAAUUUAAACAAAUACACAAAAAUGAUGGCGAAAAAGGAAUUGAAGGGAAGCUACGAAAUUAAGGGGGACUCCAAUGAAAUUAUGGAGUUAGUCCUGAAUGGAAAAAUAUUAAAUUUUCUGAACACCUACGAUAGGUAUGUAAACUACGUGUGCAUCACGGACAUUGCUCUGUUUGACUCGGAGGACAGGCUCAGUGGGGAGAAGGAGGAGAAGCACCCGAGUGAGCAGAAAGAUCAACAGGGAAACAGGGGAGGGAAACACAAGUUCUGCUUCCUCAACUUUGUCAUCCCCAAAAAUGUCGAAGACCUCCGCACGCUGGUGAGCUUUUCAAUCUACAUGAUCGACGCUUGCUACUGCAUCGAGCUGUCGGAAAAGGUCAGGGACCACGUGAGGAAGAUGCGAAGCAUUGUGGAGAAGGAGGACUUGAGGAAAAAGCAGCAACUGAAGGAAUUGCAGGAGCGGAAGAAGGCCCAGAAAUUGCAAGAGGAGAAGGAGAGGGUUGAAAAGAUGUCCGCCGAGCAGCAGCGGAAGUACGAGGAGAAGAAGCAGAAGAAGAGCUUGAAGAAGAUGAAGAAAAUUAAAAUUAUAAAGAUGUGACGUUUGCCGCGAAUUUGGGGCGGUGUGAUUUGGAGUAGCGUGAUUUGGAGUGGCGUAGUUUGGAGUGGCGUAGUUUGGAGUGGCGUAGUUUGGAGUGGCGUAGUUUGGAGUGGCGUAGUUUGGAGUGGCGUAGUUUGGAGUAGCUUAGUUUAAGUUACCACUUUUUUUGCCUUUUUUUUGCCUUUUUUUUGCCUUUUUUUCGCCUUUUUUUUGCCCUUUUUUUGCCCUUUUUUUGCCCUUUUUUUGCCUUUUUUUCGCCAUUUUUUCUGUCCCUUCUACACCAUUUGUUUGAUUUGUCCCCCAUCGGCGCGCAGCCACUUCGUUUUUCCUCCCACGCCGCAGCGAGGAGGCCGAACGAACGUCUCACCGCUCGCGCGUUUGUCACAGCUUGAUGCGUUUUGCCAUUUAAGUUUAAGUUUUUCC